GUAUGCCUCAUGUCGAAUGGAGCAGCGCCAUUGGCUUAACGCGUAUGACAUCAGUGGGCUUUAACUUCCGGGUUGAGUAAUCUUGACGCAAGCAGCCGCGGCUUUGGUUUGAUUUCUCUCCGCACAGUCGCUUUAAUGAGACGCCUCAGGUUCUGCAGACGCUGAGCUCCUGGAGGUGAGGGCAGGAUGACCAGCGCAGAGAGUCCAGCUUCUUCAGCAGCGGUCGGAGAGAGCAGCAGCAGCACGUUUGAGUGUAACAUCUGUCUGGACACGUCCAGAGACGCCGUCAUCAGUCUGUGUGGACAUCUCUUCUGCUGGCCGUGUCUGCAUCAGUGGCUGGAAACCAGGCCGAGCAGACAGGUGUGUCCGGUUUGUAAGGCCGGCAUCAGUCGAGAUAAAGUGAUCCCGCUGUACGGCAGAGGCAGCACCGGCCAGCAAGACCCCAGAGAAACUCCUCGGCGUCCGCAGGGACAGCGUCCAGAGCCGGAGAACCCAGCCGGGUUUCAGGGCUUGGGCUUCGGCGAUGGAGGCUUCCAGAUGUCUUUCGGGAUCGGGGCUUUUCCUCUUGGGAUCUUCGCUUCAGCGUUUAAUAUCAGUGACGGACGACCGCCUCCAGCAGCUCCAGGAACCCCUCAGCACACGGAUGAGCACCACUUCCUGUCCCGCCUCUUCCUGUUCGUGGCGCUCCUCGUCAUGUUUUGGCUGCUUAUUGCUUAAACGCUGACGAACUGUACGAUCAGGAUAAUCUUCAGAGAUCGCAAUAGUGUUCGGUUAUGAUUUUAAUAAACACUUGAGUCUUAUUUCUCUCCAGACGAAAUCAUUAAUGGAUUUGUCUUCGAUUGCCGUGCCUGAUAAUAUCACUCAGAACUCGGUGAAUGCCUAAAUAAUAUACUUCCUAUUGACAAACAUUUCAUUCUGUUUAACGGUUUGGGCUUCUAAUGAUUAUCCAGCAAAAUUAAAAAGAAAUGAAUGCAUUCA
Cyprinus carpio (common carp) is the source of this 978-nucleotide messenger RNA. Its product is annotated as E3 ubiquitin-protein ligase RNF185-like. Gene Ontology annotation, cellular component: endoplasmic reticulum. The transcript has 7 exons. Gene Ontology annotation, molecular function: ubiquitin-like protein conjugating enzyme binding; ubiquitin protein ligase activity. Gene Ontology annotation, biological process: ubiquitin-dependent protein catabolic process. Bases 187 to 717 code for a protein of 176 amino acids. The record is from RefSeq and is a predicted model, not a curated record. NCBI's taxonomy places the organism in Eukaryota, Metazoa, Chordata, Actinopteri, Cypriniformes, Cyprinidae.